GGCGAUUAUAUAAAACAUCCUGUCCUAUACGAAUUAAGCUACAAAUAUGGUUUCACAGACAAUUUACCCGAAAGCGGCCUGCCCAGCCGCUUGGAGGAGAUCAAAGAAGCAAUACGACGAGAAAUACGAAAAGAGUUGAAAAUCAAAGAGGGCGCUGAAAAACUGCGCGAAGUUGCCAAAGAUCGUCGUUCGUUGAACGAUGUUGCUGCCAUUGUCAAGAAGAGCAAUAAUAAAAUUGCCGAACUGAAAUCGGAACUGCAAGAAUUGGAAUCACAGAUUCUAUUGACGCAGGGCAAUGAUCGAGAUAUCCUCUCACCCACCACACCCAAUGCCAGUCUGGGCGGCAAUUCCAUUGACGGCAAAAGCGGUGAAGGAAACGGUCUCAUCUCCGGUGGCCAUGAACAGCUUAGCGCCAACGAUAAACUACUCCUUUCGCUGGAGAAACAACUCAACAUUGAAAUGAAAGUGAAAAAUGGCGCUGAAAAUAUGAUCCAAUCAUUGCAGAGUGGCCACUAUGGGCGUGAUAAAAAACUCCUCGGCGAGGCACAACAAAUGCUAACAGAUUCUAAGGCAAAAAUUGAAUUCUUACGUUUGCGUAUACUGAAAGUAAAGCAAAACAAAGAGCAUGCCUAUAAAUUGUCCCAACAAGUGGCGGCAAUGGAUUCCGCCGAUAAUGGUGGCAGUUGUGGUCCGGGCAGUGUGGGUGGCCUACUGCCGCAGCGUUUGGAAACCUCACUGGAGGAGAGAAUCGAAGAAUUGCGGCAUCGUUUACGCAUCGAAGCCGCCGUUGUCGAUGGAGCGAAAAAUGUGAUACGCAUUUUACGAAAUAGUAAAGUGCCAGAUAAAAAGGCUUUGCAAGAGGUAAGUGGAUGGAAAAAAUGUUCGACUAUUUAUGAUUAUUUUAGUUAA
Messenger RNA from Musca vetustissima, 909 nucleotides. Its product is annotated as serine/threonine-protein kinase N-like. The record is from RefSeq and is a predicted model, not a curated record. Lineage: Eukaryota; Metazoa; Arthropoda; Insecta; Diptera; Muscidae. The annotation marks the transcript as partial. The transcript is spliced from 2 exons. Gene Ontology annotation, biological process: protein phosphorylation; signal transduction. Gene Ontology annotation, molecular function: protein serine/threonine kinase activity; small GTPase binding.